Molecule: messenger RNA, 3252 nt
Organism: Stylophora pistillata
Lineage: Eukaryota; Metazoa; Cnidaria; Anthozoa; Scleractinia; Pocilloporidae
Product: DENN domain-containing protein 1B
Biological process (GO): endocytosis; endocytic recycling
Cellular component (GO): cytosol; intracellular membrane-bounded organelle
Molecular function (GO): phosphatidylinositol phosphate binding; guanyl-nucleotide exchange factor activity
Source: RefSeq, a predicted model, not a curated record
UGACACGAUCAUGGCCGCCGGUGGAGCCAUUUGCAGUUUACCUUUUGCCUAGGUGAUUUACACACGAAAUGGGCUCGAGAUUAAGGCCUUCCCCUGAAAAGAUUUUUGAGUGCUUUUUGGAAGUCGCUGCGCCGACAGAUAGUGAAGGUCCAGAAACAAAGUUUAUUCAUCCCACAGACUUUGAUGAAAAAGGAGCAUUAAAGGCAAUUCCUCAGUUUUGUUAUCCUUGUGUCACAAGUUCGGAAGCCGUCCAGCAUUACACUUUUGUUCUCACUGACAUUGAAGGAAAGUAUAGAUUUGGGUUUUGCCGCUAUUCUCCAGAUGUCAAGACCUGCCUGUGCAUUCUAAGCUAUUUGCCAUGGUUUAAAAUUUUUUAUGAGCUUCUAAAUAGGAUUUCAGACUUGAAGAGAGGAAAUGAGGUUACUGCAGUACUUCCAAUACUGAAUCAUCUAUAUGGUCAAGCACCUGAAGAACCAGGUUCCAGUGUAUCUGUUGCAGUGGAUGAAGGCAAAAGAGAUUUUUCCUUUGUUGUACCAGAUACUACUAAGCUACCUAGUAUACCAGAUGAUAGGAACCUCACAGAUUACUUUGCUGCUGUGAAUCCUGCAAUUAUGAUAUUUAUAUUUGCCAGUAUGUUCUUUGAAAGACGAAUAAUAGUGACAUCCAAGAAACUCAAUUUGCUGACUGCUUGUACAUAUGGAGCAUCAUCCCUUCUAUAUCCUAUGCACUGGCAACACAUGUUUGUUCCCAUUGUGCCACGGCAUCUGUUGGACUAUUGUUGUGCACCAAUGCCAUUCUUGGUGGGAGUUCAUGCAUCAUUAAUGCCGAAAGUUCGUCUAAUGCCACUUGAUGAAGUUGUUAUUUUUGAUGCUGAUACAGAUACAAUAGAAAGUCCAUUUGAUGAUGUAUCACAGCUUCCUCCCGGCGUAGUAUCAACUCUCAAGAGCACCCUUAAAAAACCUGUUUAUCCAAUUGAUGACCAUGUUUCAAGAGCUUUUUUGUGUGCCAUGGUAUCACUUAUAGGAGGCUACAGAGAUGCCUUACGGCUCAAGCCUGGCGAAAAGAUCGUCUUCGACAGGGACGCAUUUGUCCAGUCAAAGUCCAACAGUACCAGACAGUUACUUGAGUUCAUUCUUCAGUUGCAAAUAUUUGAGCAGUUCAUAGCAGAAAGACUAGACAUGUUAAAUGAUGGAAGAGGAUUGAACGAUGCUUUUGAAGAACAAAUCGGUUUACAAGCUGAAAAUAAGGGCAGCUGGAAAUCACAGUAUCAGUCGUGGUUGAGUGAGACUAGGAAAUCUGGUGGUGCAUUCCUUGAUAAGACUGGUAAAAUGGUGAUGAAACAAUGCAUGAGUAAAUGGAAAACUGCGAAGAGUGGAAUUAAAUCAGUAGGAGAAAAACUGAAGGGAAAGGAUGAGGACGAGUAUGCAGGGGACCAGAAGAGAUCAAAUACCAAUCCGGAAUUCAAGGCGUUCUCACUUCACAAACUUUCACCUUUUAACAAGAGGAGAACAAUUUCGCCUAUUGAGUUCGAAAAACUCAAAAUCGAAAGCGGCAUAAAGGUGCGUCCACCCAGACCCCCUCCGCCUCGGCCAAAUCCUUACAGCGCCUCUGAAAGGCGCCCUCGCACUUCAGCAAUGUCAACGGCGGAAGGCAAGUCCUCCCCUAAGGUGGCUGCACGCAGCAGUGCUCCUCAUUUGUCAAUGGAACCUGUUGUGGCCGAACUCAUCUCAUUGGAUGACAGUCCUAAUUCGUCAAACGCCAGUCACAGGACUCAAGGUUCGACUGAUUCCUUGGAAAUGGGCUCUUUAAAUACAUCCAGUGGGGUUACAAGUUCAUUCCAAGGAACACCUAUAAAUGAACACUCUGCUGGAAACAUUACACCCUCGGGAACCUUUAGCUAUGAGGAUUUAGACAUAAACGUGCGACGAUCGAGCUCAACGAGGAGAAUUUCUGGCAGUAAUGAAGUGUCAGUAGAGAGAAGUAAAUCAUCUCCAUCUCGACCAAAACCACCAGUUCCAGAGAGACCAGCUUCAGUAAAGAAAAAGACCCAAGGCUCUGCGAACCCUCUAUUAGAAAACGUACCAACGGAGGAUAAUAUUACGUCAACUUCAAGUACGACGAAGCCACCCAAAUCAGUGGACGAUAUAUUAGAAAGUGCUCAGAUUGAUGACACGAUUUCUCCAUUGAGGCCAGUGUCGUUGUCAUUAUUACAAGACACGAUGGCGUCACUGCCGGUUGAUGCGCAAGAGUUUUUGUUUCCUGAGACGGACGUUAAGUCUUUUGAAGUGGAUAUUGGUGAAAAAAAUGGCAGUAAUACUAAUACAAGUUUAGAGACUAAUAGGAAUGAAGCUGAAUUUCAACAAAGUUUCUCAACGUCGAAUCACAUAGGUGCUGUGGAUUUAGCUCGAUUUGAAAUCAGAAGAGACAGUGGUCCUUAUAAUAAUGUGCCAAAGAGUAACCAAGCGCUGGAAGCAAACCAAAAUUUGAAUACCAAUCCCCAAGAAAUCAAGAGCGAUAAUCAAAGUCCUAUUUGUAAUUCCCAGCAGAAACCCAGUUGGGUUAGCUUUGACUAGUAUAUAAUAUGUUCAGUAUGGAAAUUUAUCAUAAAAUUACUUUCAAUCGAUGCAAUUGUUAAAUGCUGGCGAGUGACGUUUUGAAUUUCAAUCAUCAACUUUGCUCUCGUUGUUGUAAAACUCAAAUAUUUAUGAAGUAAGGAAUGUAAAACAAGUAGUUACCUAUCUUACGCCCACGACAAAUUUGUAUGGAAAUAUUUUGAGUCGAUCCCAUUCUUGUUCGUAUUUUCGGUCAUUUUAACUUGUUGGGAAUGAUGUACGUUUAAUGGCCGAAAAAAAAAAAAACCAAAGGAUUAAAGCGAUAUCGUAACGCUGCUUAUUGUAAGUACAUCUUUUUUUAGUUAUGUAUCUUGAUAUUGGCAAGAUCAUUUCCCCUCUGUUUUAUGUUGAAACAAUGAAACAAAGAUGUAUUUGAUAUGUACCGUUUGAUUUUCAGUUAGAUGUAUUGUGAGGGGAUUUAUUCAAUAUUUUAAGGAAAAAGUCAAGUUUUCAUUUAUGUUUUCGAAAGCCAAAGAAUUCGCAGUGCAAUCUGGUGUUGCGUUUGCGGGGUCAGUGGUAGAAGAAAGUUUUAACAAGGGCUUCAGUUGAGUUAAAGUCACAAUUAAUAAAAUUAUUAAAGUAUAAAAUUACAUGCUUUCCAGAAGGUUUUAUUAAUAAAUUAUAUUCCUAUUAUUCUUUU